AAGAAGACCCUUGGUCAGCGGUGCGCGCGCGAUUGCGGCCGGCCGGUCGCCGUCCGUUCCCGCUUUCGGCGAGCGGCCAGUCUAGGCUGAGAGUGCAAUGGGCCCCGUACGGCCUGGACUCGUCCCGCUUCUGUUGCUGGCGCUUCUGGCGCGAAGUUCGGCCAGCAUCAUCGGCCGAGGCACAGCGCGCCAGCUGCGAGGCAACCAUGCCUGCCCCGCGGCAUCCGAGGCAUGCCCACAUUUUGGACCCGUUCCCGCCAGCCUAAAAUCGAUCGUGUGCGGCCCUUCCAAGAACGUGCUUCUUGUUACGGUGGGUCUGGCGGACGACCCCAGCCUGGAAGCGCCAAGCUGGCUGUCGCCGCAGAGGCUACUCACCGUGCAAGUCGACCGAAACAUGGCGGAUGGCAGCAUGGCGGUUCGAGUUUCCACCAGAUCGGACGGCGAAGGAGCAGCCGUGACAUUGGCCUCAGACAGGUGCAAGCGCUUCAAGGUCAAGAAGGUUUUCGACUUAUCGCCAAGUGCCCAGGCCAAGCCCCUGGCUGGGUUGGCAGACUUGCUCGUGUCCAACAAAUGCGACACGCAUGGAGUGUUUGCUCAGCCGGGUCACGUGCUGCUUGUGUCGGAGAGGCCUCUGGGUGAUGUCGCUAAUGCGGACGUCCUAUCGCUGGGCGACGGCGUCUCGGUGUUCCGACUACCCAAGAGUGGCAACAUAACGGUGCCGGCCUGCUUCGACGUCGAGGGCCGGCCAGGCCGCAGACCUCCCGAGAACGCGCUCCUGCUGACCGACGCGGAGCCUGACGAAUCGGUGCCGUGCCACAUUGGGCGCCAACCCAUCCGCCCCAGCUGCCCCGUCUGCCCAUCGCUCAUCGGCGACGAACUGAAAGAGCGUGCCUGCACAGCUCCUACGGCGUUCAUCGUGAGAAGAAACGCGGAAAUGCUAACAGCGCACAAUCGUAGGAAGCCGUGGUUUCUUCCCAAGCUUGAAAUCUCGCAAGUCGCACCGCUACGGACUGUCAGAGAAAUCAACAUUCGUGUCCAAGAGAGAAGACCACUCGGAGGCAACGAAUCCGGUUCGUCAACCUGUGUCAGGGGAGCCCUCUCGAUUUUGGAUGACGUCAGCCCCGGUGGUAUCGACACCGUAGCGUCGAAUCUCAACUUCAUUAUGCGGUCCCACUGCGCCUGCGACUUCCUCCGCAAAGACGCCGGCUAUGCCAUGCUGCUCCACGACAAGCCCAUUCCAAGGACGGCCAGGACCGUGCAGCUCGACGACAGCUUCACGCUCGUCUCGCUGCCAGCCGGCGUCACCAACCUGACGUCGUGCGGCUCUGGUGCCGCGGACGAGGCCGACGUGAUGCUGGGGGACCAGCCCCUGGGAACCGCGCAGCAUCCGCUCGCGACCCAAGCUCCCCCACUUCCGCAGGGUUGUCCCGUGUGCCACAGCGAGCUGGAACCCGACCUCUACGACCCCAUCUGCAGGGCCCAAACAGUUGUCCGAAUGCUGUCCCUGAAUCCUGCCGCCAGAGGUCCGUCUGGCACAUCCAUUGGGAAGACCCGAAUCGUCCAGGCCGUGAGAGGAGCGCAGGACAAGAUUGGACAUACGCUGAUCUACACCUUGCCAGAGAACUGCAAAUGUGACUACGUGACGAAACCGUCCCGGCAAUAUUUCGUCUUCACGGGCCACAUCGCCACUGCCGGUGAGAGACCGACACACGUGCCAUUCACAAACCAGAUGCGCAUCCUGGCCUACAGCUACAGGAAUGCCCGACUCCUGCAUGACGCUCUGUCCGCAUGUCCAAGUUUCGCGAGUGCGUCGCUUCCCACGAUGCAGAACCGAAUGGACGCCGACGCAGCGGCUGACCAGGCUGAGUACUUCGGCAGCUACGGAGGCGCCUCUGGUCCUCUCUAUGGUUCAGCCUCCGGUGACACUCAGCGCGCCGAACCGAAAGUCUCCGGCGGAUACGGCACGUACAAAGAGGGAAGAUCUGCGUCAGCUGCUUACGGAGCCCCGAGCUACGGAGCAGCGCCAGCUUCGCCGAGUUAUGACUGGACUGCCCACACAGCCGGGUCCGCGUAUAGCCCAGCACCUGCAGCCGGCUACGCCGUUCCGACAGCGACCGUCGGUUACGGGGCUCAGCCGCCACCGCAUCCUGCUUAUGGUGUAACCUCUCCGCCAAGUUAUGGCUACGCGCAAUCACCUCCCAAUUACAAUGCUGCUACUGCGAGUUAUGGCGAUUCGACAGUGACGGCUCGCUACGCCGCUCCAUCUCCGAGCUACGACGGUAGUACUCCAAGCCAGAGCUACAACUUAGCCAUGUCCCCGCCAAGGUACAACGGCGCCCCCGCUUCUAGUUACAGCGGCUCAGCGCAUGUUGCAGCUUCCGGUUACGGGGCACCUAAAGGUUCCACCUAUGGAUCGGGCUACGGUUCCGCAACUGCUGCCCCUGGAUACAAUUCCGCAACAACUGUCCCUACCUACGGCGGAGGCUCUGGUCACGGGUCAAGCUACGACGCUACCUCGUACAGCGGAGCAGCGACUGCAGCCCCAAGCUACGCCGGGACUGCGCCCGCAGCUUACAUACCCACAGCGCCAAGCUAUGGACAUCCUCCUCCUCCUCCUGCUCCUGCUUACAAUAGCGCUUCUGCCUCUGGAUACGGCGUGCAAGCUCAGCCUUCCAACUACGGUUCUGCCCCACAGCCAGCGUACAACAGUGGUUCGGCUCCGGCUUACGGUUCUUCGAAUUCUUACUCUCCGGGACACUCGUACAAUGCUGCUAAAGAGGAGGCCGUACACGGGCCGAGCUACAACUCUGCUCCUGCACCUUCUUAUGGCGCGACAUCGGCGGGUAGUUAUGAUUCUGCGAGCGCGACAAACUACGCCCCUGUGGGUGCAACGCAAGCUCCUAGCUACGCGGCACCCGCUCCAAGUGCAAGCUACGGUAUGACGGGACACGGAGGCGCUUCGGCCUCUGUGUACAACCAAGGCAGCAACAACCAUGCAGGUGCGGGUUACGGUGCUGGCGCGUCUAGUCACAGCUCGGGCACUCCGAGUUCCUCAAGCUACGCCUUAGCACCGUCAGCAAAUUAUGGCGCACGCCCCCCUGAUGCAUCCAAUUACGGACCAUCAAACUACAACGCUGCUCAGCAAAAGGCUCCGGCUUACAGCAAUCCUGCUCCAGGAUACGGGUCUUCGUCGUCUGGAAACUAUGGCUCUGGUAUGGCUGCCAGUUAUGGCCCCGCGCCUCGUCCUGGCUACAAAAGUCCUCCUGCUUAUGCUCCAGCUGCUAAUCCCAGUUACGGUUCACCUGCUGCUGCCUACAGUAACGGAGCAUUGCCUUCAUCUGGAGCAUAUAGAUCAGGGUACAGCCCUGCUGCCGCAGCGAACGGUCAAGCUUCCUCACCAACCUACGGACCACCUACGUACAGUGGUGGGACCGACGCAGCCUACCGAGGCAGCGCGUAUAACGGUUACCAAGAUGUGACUUAUGUGCCUCCAUACGGAAUGGCCCCGCCGGCUGCCUACGAGCCACUGUACCCUAAUCAAGAAGACUAUGCCACAGUGAUCUCUUACGUUCCGACAGACGCUUCUGAGGUCGAAUACUCUGCUGGCCCUCAGGAUUCGCACGAUAAUACGGGAUAUGGUUCGAACGGCGUGACCUACUCUCCCCCGCCGUACGCUGCUCCUGCUUACAGACAGCCAACCUACUCUCCUCCAGCUCCUUCAGCCUACACAGUUGCUCCUUCGUCUUAUGGAGGCAAUAUUGGAUACGACUCGCCGUACGGUACUCACGCACCCCCAUCUUCUGGGCACAGCGGACAGGCAUCGAAGGGGGCGCAUUCCAGUCCGGUUUAUUCUUCAGUGUCGUACGGUGCCGCUGGACCGUCGGCGCACAGCCCACCUCCGGCAGCCCCCGUCUACGCUGCGCCAAGCUAUCCUGCCACCGGUGACAAAAUUCCUUCCUACGGUGGCGCAGCUCCUAGCCAAUCAUACAGUUCCGCAUCGCACGCGGCAUCGGCUGUAUCCUACUCUCCACCCUCGUACGCUGCGCCAGCCUACACCCAGCCGUCUUAUGGCAGCCGUGUCGCAGCCCCAUAUCACGCGCCGGUUUCGCAUGGUACCGCCGGCGGAAGCUACCUUGCCAACACCAAAAGCGCGGGCUCUUCUGGGGCCUCCUACAACUCUGCCAGUUCUGACUCCUCGCCUUAUUUCUCACCUAAGUAUCCGCAAGCAUCAUACGCGCCGGCUGCUUCUCCAGGUCCAAAGUACCCGUCCCCUAUGCCAAGUGCAACUUCCUACGGACAAAAUCCCGCUCCAGCUUACAACGCGCCUGCUUCGUCGGCUGCAUAUUACACAACCGCGCCGGCUGCACCCGCCUAUGCGAAGCAGCAGUCAUACGACAAGAUAGCGCAUAAGCCUCCCACUGCUGGGCAGCAAAGCUACAUCAACGCUCCAGCGCCUGCAACUAUGCAUGGUCCCCCACCUUAUUCUGUCCCAUCGUACGGCCCGGUCGCAGCAGGACAGGGCACGGCCUACGUCACCGCAGGUUAUGACCAGGCACCCCAUGGUAGCAGCAGUCACACAGCGACCGUGUCUGCGCCCGCAUACGCCGCCCCGAAGCCAUACGCUUCUCAAUCGCAGUAUGGUACCGCGCCACCUGCUAGUAGCGGCAGCUCGUAUAAUCCAGCUUCGUAUGUCACAACGGCUGGGUAUUCAGGAGCUGACGGACACGAUGCGUCAUAUGGCAUGGCUCCAUCCUACCGGUCGCCGGCUAAAGCUUACGAACCGACUCAAGGUCGCAACCCUUCUAACGACGGUCAGCCAUCCGCGUCUUAUGCCGCUCCAGCCUAUGGCACAGAUGACAAGCAGCAGUCCUCAUAUGAUGGUUCUUCCCCGUCGCAGGCUUAUACGACGUCUUCUUACGGCUCUGUUUCUUACACAACGCAGGGAUCAAGUCCUGCGUCCUACAGCGCAACUUACGCUCCCGCAGUGCACAACGCGCCAGAUUAUUCUCUGCCUUCGAGUAACGCGCCGACAAGAGCUGAAGCGGCGGCUGCUUCAGGACCUGCGGAAUAUUCGGGAGCGACUUACGCCCCACCGCCUUACAACGCACCGAGCUACAGUGCUUCGAGCGCGCCACCGUCUUAUUCAGCGCCAUCGUACGGAGCUUCCAACGUCGCGCCUUCGUCCGCGAGCCAAACGUACAAUCCUGCGUAUGGUUCAGUUGGGGCAAUGAUGCCGUCUUAUGCCGGGUUGCCCAAGGCACCAUCAGCGACUUCCAGUGCUGGAAAGCCCUACAGCGUCGCCACCGCCACCAUGCCACCACCGGUGUAUCCUGUAGCUUCAUACGCGCCACCUGCCUACGUUUCCUCCAACUACGUCCAACCAUCGUAUGCUGUUACUUAUGCUCCACCCGCUUACGCCCAGCCCGACAACUUUGCCGCCGCGGCAGCCCCACCUACUUACAGCCAUCCAUCUUACGCCCCGUCUUACGCUCCUCCCGCUCACUCUGCUCCAGUCUAUGCGCCUAUGGCUUCCUAUGGUCACGUCCCGCACAAACCGCUGUACCCUGCCCCAGCGUACUUAACUGUUACUUAUGCUCCGGCGGCAUACGUCCCUGGUCCAUACGGUCAGCCUUCGUACACUCCCCCUGGCUACUCUGCUCCUCUCUACCCUCCCCACGUCCAGCCUACAUAUGCAGCUGCAGCGUAUCCAUUUCCUUCUUACGCAGGCCAGCCGUAUCCGCCCCAUCAGGGCCCACAAUAUACCCAUCCUUCACAGAACCCGCAGCAUUACGGCGGCGCCACCUACGCUCCACCAGCGUACUCGGCACCUUCUUAUGGUGCUUCCUACGCGCCACCAGCUUACUCGGCACCUUCGUACGCUCAUCCUUCCUACAACGUGCCCGCCAAUUUAGUUUCCUAUGCGCCACCAACGUAUUCUGCCCCUCAGUACCCGCAGCCAGCUUAUAGCAAGGAGGUUUACAGUGCGUCUUACGCACCUCCGGCGUAUGCAGCCCCGUCCUACUCUAAACCAUCGCAUACGCAGCCAUCGUACGGCGCCUCCAUCGCACCGAUGAUUUACAAGGCACCGGCUUCCGCUGGACCCACGUACGGCCAGCCCGCGCACCAGAACACGGCAGCACACAUGGUCGCCGCCCAGCACGCUCCUGCGUACGGCGGCUACACAAGUGUAGCAGCUGGUCCCGUCAAAUAUCCUGUGGGACAUCAUGCAGCGCCGUCCUACGGCGAUAACGCUGGCCAAAAUGCCGCGUACGGUCAGCCCUCGUAUCAGCGCUACCCACAACAUGCUGUGACGAUGUCUUACACUUUGCCGGCACAGCCACUUCCGUCUUACUUUUCUCCAUCAUACGGCAAUCAUGCUUACGGUGCCCCAGUAAGUGCUUCGGCAAAUACUUACCGGCCUGCAAACCCGAACUAUGGUCCCGCGCCUCAGCAAAGACCUGCCCAAGGCGCUACAUACGCACCAGCUGGUUCGCAGGGAGCUGGUUCUUAUGGACAAGCUUCUGCGUACGGUUCGGAGAUGAAGUCGCACGCGACGUCAGCUCCGCCUUCUUAUUCCGCCCCUCCGUCUUACGUCCCUGCAACUGCAGUAGGAGCAGGUGGUGCUAAUGGCGCUUACGGGGCCGCCGCCGGCACCCCGUACGGCAGCGGCAGUGGAAGCGACGUCUCAUACGGGCAAGGGCCACCACAAAGUGGAUCGUACACUACAAUGUCGUACACUGCCCCCGCGCCAAGCUAUGAAUCCGCGUACACCACGUACUCUCCCUCUGGUCAGUCGCAAUACACAACGUACGCUACACCGAGCAGCUACUCAGCUUCGUACACCACCUACGCCGCGCCAUCGAGCCAGCCGGGUUACACUACUUACAGUUACUCGCCGCCGACUUACACUACGCGCGCUCCGAGCUACUCUCAGCCGUCGUACACGACUUACGCGACACCAACGGCAUAUUCACCGGCGUCGGAAACUACGCAUUCACUGGCCUACCCCGGCCACUCGGAGCCUGACUACGGGUCUUCUGGCAACAGCGGGCCCGCCUCGUACAGUGAAACCUAUGCACCCGCAAGUUCCCCGGCUCCCAGCUUCUCUCCCCCCAACUACCAUCCGCCUGCUACCUAUUCGCCAGGCUAUGGAGAGCCAGGUUACAUGCCUGCCGGCUAUACCGCUCCAGUCGGUUACACUACAGUGAGCUACUCAGCGGUUACCCACGCAUCACAGGGCUACAAUUCUCCGAGCUAUUCGCGACCCGCGUACUCGGCUCCUUCCUACAGUGAGGCCAGCCACGCUCCUGCGGGCUACUCCGUCCCUACUGCUGGGUACCCGGCGGUCACCCAUGCACCACCCGGCUACUCUGCACCUAGCCACUCUCCACCACCAUACUCAGCGCCUCUGCACGCCGAUCCCGGUUACCAUCCGCCUACCUACACGGCUGUCACCGACGUACCUGCUGGCUACUCAGCAGCUCCUCACAUGCCUCCACCCCACUCGGCUCAUGGCUACGGGGAAGCCACUUAUGCGCCAGCAGCUCAGUCAGCACCUGCCUUCUCGCCAACGAUGUCGGACUACCGAUCUCCCGCUACCGACUACCCACCUUCGGCUCUGGUGCAGCCUUCCUACGGCAGGUCAGUCCAUCCUGAAACCAUGAUACGCUACGCCCCUGCGAAGACACUUCAGUCAUCUUACAGGGAAGCUUACUCAAUGGGCCCGCUAAAAGUUCCGCCACAAGCGCCGCCAGAAGCGCCGCCAGAAGCGCCGCCAGAAGUGCCGCCAGAACUGCCACCGUACAAGCCUAAAUGUCCUCAGGCCGCGCACACUUGUCCCGUUUGCCCGUCAGUUUUGGACAAGGAGCUGCUUAGGAACAUCUGCAACUAUGAUUUUGUUGCUGAAGCCGAAGUGAGCUAUCCACCCCAGGCUGGGACACCGUACGGAGGCCUUUGUUCUGAGAUGUGCGUCGGUGAAACACUGCACGGAACAGCCUCCGUCAUGGACAAGAUUCGCUUCUCCAUCAACAAGUACUGCUCCUGCAAUACCGCGUAUAAAGAGUACACGAAGGUGAUCGUGUUCAGCAGCCGGCACAGCUGGAACUCCCACGGUGGCUCCUACGGGGAGUUGACACUGGACGACAAGACCGUGCUGCUGCCCUCCAGCAAAGCCACCGUGAAGGCGGUCGCGGACGCCCUGCAAGGAUGCAAACGCAGCCACCGGUAUCUGGGACGGCAGGCGUACGCGGACGCUGCUUACGCGGGACCGGCCGGCUGCCCGGACCCUUUCGACGACUCGUGUCCCCUGUGCGCCAGCAACGUCGCUGCGGAGAGCCUGACCGCGGACCUGUGCAAGUCCGAAUACGCUUCGGUCGUCGCGAUUGGGCUCGACUACCAGAAGAUGGCCGUAUACAAAAACGGGCGGUUCACAUGGAAGCAGGCUUAUCUCCCCGACAUUCAAGUUAAUGAAGAGACUGCAUUCGGCACAAACCUAAGUGUUGUCAUCAAAGUUAAUGCAACGCCGACUGAGACCGCGCCAGCCGAACCAGAGCCCGGCAGCCUAACGGACUCGUGCCUGACGUACACAGUCAAGGCACUGUACAACGUGAGCCGCGGCUCGGACCCUGUGGCGGACUCGUACGACCUGCAGCUCUUCCUCGACAAGCAGUGCCCCUGCCAGCAACUCAAGAGCCAGUUGCCUGGCUACGCGCUGCUCGUAGUCGACAAACAGUCGAAGCUGUCUGACGGGGUGCUACAGCUUGGCUCGGGCGCCAAGUUGUACCCGCUUGAAUACGGCAUGCACACGCUUCCCUCGUGCCCGGUCGAAGGUGACACCAUAGAUUCAAGGAUCGAUCCUGGCCCGGAAACCAAACUGCCAUUGCCAGAACUCGAGAUACCCGUGGAGGACGGCGGAGAUACAUCUGACGAGGGUCCAUGCCCAGAGAAUGCCCCGGCCACUUGUCCUGUCUGCAUCGACGCCUCCGAAGAGCCGGCGACUACUGCUACACAGUACUGCAAGUCAGAAUAUGCUGCCGUCGUGAGCAUUCCGGAUGACGCCUUCUUGGCCAGCAGCCAUUCUGCAAUACAACCUUGGUGGGCACCCAAGCUCAGCCUUUCAACCGUUCCUUACGGAUCCAGCACUCAGGUUAUCGUCAACGUGAAACCCAAGGCGAGGUACCAAUUUCCACAGACGGACCGCACCUUUGGUCACGCAGACGACAACCGCAAAUGUCGCUCGGGCAAGCUGCACGUGAAGCAGGAGAUAAUGUCUGGACACCAGGGAGAAGCCACGGACGCCGUCAAGUUCACCAUCAUGAGUUCUUGCAAGUGUGGCUUCCUGGAACAGCCAACUCAAUUCGCCGUGCUGGCCAGCAACAAGGUGCCGAACAGCGAUGAGCCACUCCACCUGAGCGAAGACGUAACGCUCAUCGGCCUGCCACUGGGCAAGACCGAGCUGCCCAAAUGCGUGCGGGCCAAGCCUACCAUGAAGUCCCGCUGGAAGUUCUGGUGAUAGCGAGCAGCGCAGAUUAUGCCACAAAGCUCUGUGCAUUUUCUCCGGCCACAUUGAGCGGGCGCCAUCUUAAGAAGGGCAUUAUGCUUCAGUUCUGCGCCCAUGACAAUAAAGUGCCUUAUUUGAAUGAA
Molecule: messenger RNA, 9642 nt
Organism: Dermacentor albipictus
Lineage: Eukaryota; Metazoa; Arthropoda; Arachnida; Ixodida; Ixodidae
Product: streptococcal hemagglutinin-like
Source: RefSeq, a predicted model, not a curated record